CCCGUUUCUCCAAUUUUGGCGAUUUUCUAACGCAAAGGUAUCACUGACUUCACUGCGCUGGAUGUGUGUUCGCGCAAACAGCCCCAAUUUCUUCUGCUGAGCUCACGGAUCGAGGCACCGUGCUGCUUCUGAGAUGUGAUGCUUCAGGAUACUUGGGCACUGAAAGAACACAAUUUGAGGUCUGUAUGGUGUCAAACGCACUGAGCUGUGAGGCAAACAGCUCACCACAAGAGCGUCUGGGCUCAGCAGGAAGUGCCGCCAUAUUAACUUCCAGGUCAACUUCGGCCGUCAUGUGGGCCAGAUGUCUGCUCUUCCUCUGCAUCUUGAUAGCUCCCAUCGCCAUAGCCCACAGCCGUGCCCCAAUCCCGAUGGCGGUGGUGCGGAGGGAGCUUUCGUGUGAGUCGUACAACAUCGAGCUGCGCUGCCCGGGCACUGACGUCAUCAUGAUCGAGAGCGCCAACUAUGGGCGAACUGACGACAAGAUCUGCGACUCGGACCCAGCCCAGAUGGAAAACACGCGAUGCUACCUGCCUGACGCGUACAAGAUCAUGUCACUCAGAUGCAACAAUCGAACGCAGUGUGCAGUGGUGGCCGGUCCUGAUGUAUUCCCUGACCCCUGUCCUGGGACAUACAAGUAUCUGGAAGUCCAGUAUGAAUGUGUGCCAUAUAAAGUAGAACAAAAAGUCUUUCUCUGCCCUGGGAUCCUGCGUGGAGUCUACCAGAGUGAGCACCUCUUUGAGUCGGACCACCAGUCUGGAGCAUGGUGCAAAGACCCUCUCCAGGCCUCGGACAAGAUCUACUACAUGCCCUGGACACCAUACCGCACUGACACACUCACCGAAUAUUCUUCUAAAGAGGACUUCAUAGCGGGACGCCCCACCACAACUUACAAACUGCCCCAUCGUGUUGACGGGACUGGUUUUGUGGUUUAUGACGGUGCACUUUUUUUCAACAAGGAACGCACAAGAAAUAUUGUAAAGUUCGACUUGCGUACACGUAUCAAAAGUGGAGAGGCCAUAAUUGCUAACGCUAACUAUCACGAUACUUCGCCAUAUCGUUGGGGAGGCAAGUCAGACAUUGAUCUCGCCGUGGAUGAGAAUGGCUUAUGGGUGAUUUAUGCAACUGAACAAAAUAAUGGCCGUAUUGUAGUAAGCCAACUCAAUCCAUAUACGUUAAGAAUCGAGGGGUCCUGGGACACAAACUAUGAUAAACGCUCGGCUUCAAAUGCAUUCAUGAUCUGCGGGGUGCUUUAUGUGGUGAAAACAGUUUAUGAAGAUGACGAUAAUGAAGGGACAGGGAACAAGAUAGACUACAUGUAUAAUACAGACAAGAGCAAAGAAAUGACUGUGAAUAUCCCAUUCCCAAACUCCUACCAGUACAUUGCUGCAGUGGAUUACAACCCCCGAGACAACCUGCUCUAUGUGUGGAAUAACUACCACGUGGUCAAGUACUCCCUGGACUUCGGCAACAACGACUUUCGGCCCCCAGUGAUGCCCCCAAACAGAGGAGGGGGAGGAGGCUCUUCUUCUACCAGUCGCACAACAACUACGCGUGCCCCUCCAUACUACACCACACCCAGACCUCUCCUCACCACCUCUCCUGGUCAACGCUACCGGACCACCACUACCAUACGGCCCCCCAUGCUCAACCCUGCUGGGGGGUCGUCAUCUGACACCAACCAGAUCCCAGACCUAAACCAGAAAGGGCCCGGUCGAUCGCCUGCAGUAGUGGUCCAACCUCCAGCCGCCCCCCAGCCCCCUGUGAUGCCCCCUCAGGACUUCUGCACGCCCCGGAUCACAGCAGAUAUAUCCUGGCCGCGCACCCAGCAGGGACAGCUCGCCAAGCAGCCCUGCCCAGUGGGGACUCUGGGCGUGGCUACGUACAUGUGCAUGUCCCAUUUGGGCUAUUGGGAUCCCCAAGGCCCGGACCUCAGCAACUGCACAUCGCCUUGGGUCAAUCACAUCAUGCAGAAACUGCGCUCAGGUGAGACAGCUGCCAUAGUGGCCCGAGAGCUGGCAGAGCAGACCAAAGGGCUGCUAAGGCCUGGAGACGUGCCCUCCACAGUCAGAGCCAUGGCCCAGCUCGUCGAACUCCUGGAUGUCCAGCUAAGGAACCUGACCCCAGGAGGCAAGGACAGCGCCGCCCGCAGUCUCACCAAGGCCAUGGUGGAGACAGUGAAUAAUCUGCUGCAUCCCCGAGCCCAGGCGGCGUGGAGAGAGCUCCCCACCAGUGAGCAGCUGCACUCAGCCACGUUGCUCCUCGACACUGUGGAGACGGGCGCUUUCAUGUUAGCUGACAAUCUACUCAAGACAGACACUGUGCAGGAGACCACUGACAACAUCCAGCUGGAAGUGGCGAGGUUGAGCACCGAUGGAAACCUUGUGGACUUGACAUUCCCCCAAUCUGAGCUACACGGAAACUCCAUCCAACUGUCAGCCAGCACUCUCAAGCAACACGGACGAAAUGGUGAGAUCCGGAUGGCCUUUGUCCUCUACAGAAAUCUGGGCUCGUACCUGUCCACAGAGAACGCCAGUGUCAGACUGAGCAGUGAGGCGGUGUACCCCAACUACUCUGUGAUCGUCAACUCCCCGGUCAUCACCGCCUCUAUUAACAAAGAGAGCAAUAAAGUAUACCUGUCCGAACCUGUGGUCUUCACUGUCAAACACUUACAGCAUUCCGAAGAGAACUUCAAUCCCAACUGUUCCUUCUGGAGCUACUCCAAACGCACCAUGACGGGAUUCUGGUCGACACAGGACUGUCGUCUGCUGGCCACAAACCGCACACACACCAGCUGCUCCUGCACGCACCUCACCAGCUUCGCCGUGCUCAUGGCCCACGUGGAGGUCAAGAAAGCAGACAGUAUGCAUGACCUGCUCCUGGACGUCAUCACCUGGGUGGGGAUCCUGCUGUCUUUGGUCUGCCUGCUCAUCUGUAUUUUCACCUUUUGCUUCUUCCGCGGUCUUCAGAGUGACCGUAACACCAUCCACAAGAACUUGUGCAUCAGCCUCUUCAUCGCAGAAUCACUCUUCCUCGUGGGGAUCAACCGAGCGGACCAGCCGAUUGCCUGUGCUGUCUUUGCCGCCCUGCUGCACUUCUUCUUCCUGGCAGCCUUCACCUGGAUGUUCCUGGAAGGCGUUCAGCUCUACAUCAUGCUGGUGGAGGUGUUUGAGAGCGAGCACUCCAGGACUAAGUACUUCUACCUGGCAGGUUACGGCGUGCCCGCCAUCAUCGUGGCUGUGUCGGCAGCAGUGGACUACCGCAGCUAUGGCACGGACCGAGUGUGCUGGCUACGAUUAGAUACAUAUUUCAUCUGGAGCUUUAUAGGGCCUGCUACACUCAUCAUUAUGCUUAAUGUAAUCUUCCUGGGCAUAGCUCUUUAUAAGAUGUUCCACCAUACAGCUAUCCUCAAACCGGAUUCGGGAUGUCUGGAUAAUAUCAAGUCCUGGGUCAUUGGGGCCAUAGCGCUGCUGUGUCUGCUGGGCCUCACCUGGGCUUUUGGCCUCAUGUACAUCAAUGAGAGCACUGUUAUUAUGGCAUACCUCUUCACCAUCUUCAACUCGCUGCAGGGCAUGUUCAUCUUCAUCUUCCACUGUAUACUGCAAAAGAAGGUGCGGAAAGAGUACGGCAAAUGUCUGCGUACUCACUGCUGCAGUGGUAAAAGUGUGGAGACUUCCAUCUCCUCCUCCAGUAAGACCACCACGUCUCGGACCCCAGGCCGCUACUCCACAGGCUCUCAGGUGAGCUUACCUGCCUGCACACCUGGACGCUACAGCACAGCAGACUCCCAGAGUCGAAUUCGGCGCAUGUGGAAUGACACUGUGAGGAAACAGGAGUCUUCCUUCAUCACUGGAGACAUCAACAGCUCAGCUACUCUCAACAGAGAGGGCAUUUUGAACAAUGCCAGAGACUCCAGCGUGAUGGACACUCUUCCUCUUAAUGGUAACCACGCCAACAACUACAGCAUGGCCAGCAGCGAGUACCUGAGCGACUGUGUCCAAAUCCUGGACCGCAGCGGGGGAUACGGUACCCAUAGCAACCACAAGGAGACCACUCUAGAGAAGAAGAUCCUGAAGGAACUGACCUCCAAUUACAUCCCAUCCUACCUGAACAACCACGAGAGAGCUACCACAGAGCGCAACCACAACCUCAUGAACAAGCUGGUCAACAGCAGCAUGGCCAAUGGAGGGAGCAUGCCAGGCAGUAGUAGCAGCAGCAGCAGCGGCGUCAGUGGGUGCGUGGUCAGCUCCAAAGAAGACCCCGGCCCCAUGGUGCUGGACAACCCUGCAGCCUUCCCCCACGAGGAGAACCUGGGCCUGGAGAUCAUCAGAGAGGAAUCCAACGCCCCUCUGCUCCCCCCGCGACCCCCACCCCCGGACAGCCACCCACCUCCACCCCCUCCGCCCCACAGCUUCUCCAGGCCCCGCCGCAUGCCCCAGGAGACCAGUGAGAGCUUCUUCCCUUUACUGACCAAUGAGCACACAGACGAGCACACGCACUCGCCCAGUCACAGAGACUCUCUUUACACCAGCAUGCCCGUGCUCACCGACCUGCCCGACGCGCACAUGAACGGGCUGACCGACGGAGAGGACGAGAGUUCGGGGGAGCUUCAGCCUUGUAAGAGCGCCACUGCCCCCGAGCUGGAUGACGUCUACUACAAGAGCAUGCCUAACUUGGGGUCCAGAAACCACCUCCAUGAAUUGCAAAGCUACUACCACAUGGGCCGUGGUGGCAGCGAUGGGUAUAUGGUAUCAGAAAAUAAGGACGAGUCGGAUUCCUCGCCCGAAGAGCCCCCCGUAGACCCUUCUCACCUGGUUACAAGUCUAUAGAGCUGUCCCUAAGACUCCUAUCCCUCCCCUUGGACAAAAACUGUUCCCAACUUCUGAAUCUGACAGACAGAGCUAGCCCGAGAUCGCCAAAUAUUUGUGACACUUACUUCUGUGGUUGCCGGUAAAAGUGCAAGCAGGAAACUGAAUGUAUUGUCAUGAAUGGAGUCAGUGGGCGGAUCUAUGUAAGACAAUUACUUGCAAAUGAAAAGGAAAUGGGGAGGGAUUUUGUAAUUUUCUUCACUGUUACUUUACUAUGGAAUCUUUGGAUUGAUCGUAGCUCUGCGAAUCCCUCAAUAUGGACCUUCUUUAGCAGAUCAUAGCAUAUAGUGUCCAAAACCUGGUUAAAGGACCUGUCCGUCUGUCCGUCUGUCCUCUCUGUAACUCUCAAAGACUUGGAUGAAACUUCUCCAAAGGGAAAGAGCAGGUAGUAAACAGUGCACAACAUGAACUAGCCACGAAAAGGCGCCGCCCCUUUACCUGCCAAUCAAAAUGGAGGAUGGACUUUGACUUCAUAUCCUCAUCCUGAAAUGACUUGGGGGCGAACAAACUGUAAACAUAUCACUCCGAUGUUCUCUCUUCCUGUUUCAUAUCUGCUAAAAUGGAGUUGUGUCUGGGCUGGUGUAACAUUCCUGCGACUUGUAGUGACUGCGGCUACUGUGUAUUUCAAUGAAAAAUAAGGAAGAUCAUAUUACAGACUUGAUAGAAAAAAAUCGGUUACCUUUCCUUUCUUCUGUAAGCAUUUUUUCUGUUAUCAAAAGGAUUAUGAAGAAAUCACAACUAUUUCUAUGUAUUGUACAGAAUACAGAUACAAAUGUUGCAUAUGACCAAGUCUUAUUUUUUACAUAUGAGUUUACAAAUCUUUUUUUGUCUGUGGAACUGUUCAGAAAUGUCUUGAUGCUCUGGUGUAGAAGGAGCAAGGAACUACCAUAUCUCUUAAUACUUUUUCAUCAAUACAAAGACAAUGAAGCACUUCUUAAUUAUAACACAUAUACCUGACACUCUUCAUCCUGGACCUUUUAUAGACACACCGCUAUCACUCACUUUUGAGAUCAAUUACUACUAUACUUUACCACUGUGUAGUUUUGAAGUUACGGAGCUGGUUACUAUGGUGAUUCAUGAAAGCGUUUACUAGUCUGGAGCCCACAGUAAAAUCAGAAAUGAAUGGAAGAAUAUACUCUCUUUUGCCAAAUACUAAUUGACGUUAACUGAUGUGCUGGCUGUUACUGUACAGAACAAAAGAGAAUCUAAAUGUCAUUGUUGGAAGAAAGAGAGAAAAGCAGAAGGGAGUUUUGACCCCUGAAAUGCCAAGAUUACACUGUAUAUGUGUAGUGAACAAAUGUGAAAACCACUGCAGCACUGUCCAAUAUGGAGAUGCCAAUGUUUACUUUACGUAGGAGGAUCAAUUGGUAAAGUGUAUGAAGUCUAGCUUGCACAUGUAUCCCACGAGCCCCCUCCAUCAUAUCCCUGAGAGAGAAAUUAUUUAUUUAUCUGUUUAUUGGUUUAAAGAUGGCAAAACAAGCUUGGGAGGGUAGAGGCUAGUUCUAUGUAGGACUAAAUAAAAGUGGCACUGGCUUUGUUUUUGGGUUAUUUUUUUAAAUUAUUAUGAUCAUGAUUAUUACAAUAUUAUGCUAAUUAUUUAUUCUUUUUG
Molecule: messenger RNA, 6474 nt
Organism: Boleophthalmus pectinirostris (great blue-spotted mudskipper)
Lineage: Eukaryota; Metazoa; Chordata; Actinopteri; Gobiiformes; Gobiidae
Gene: adgrl3.1
Product: adhesion G protein-coupled receptor L3.1
Exons: 23
Coding region: 186-4826 (1546 amino acids)
Biological process (GO): cell surface receptor signaling pathway; adenylate cyclase-activating G protein-coupled receptor signaling pathway; brain development
Cellular component (GO): cell-cell junction; axon; membrane
Molecular function (GO): G protein-coupled receptor activity; carbohydrate binding
Source: RefSeq, a predicted model, not a curated record